AUGGCGAGGCCGGACGAUUCCUCGGCCCCAAAACGCCCUCGCUCGAAGGCAAGUUCGCAAGGGAGACGCAACAGUCGAGACCAACAUCAAGAUGACGACGUAGUUGUCAAUGAUGAGACACCACUUCUCAAAGCCAGUCAUUCCAAUAUGGCCGUUCCCUCGUAUCAGACUCCCGACUUGAGUCUCGUGGCUGAGACAGAAGCCCCCCAACAACCAGUGUCUUGGAUGUCAAUGCCCAAGAAGUGGCAGCUGGGCAUGGUCGUCUUUGCCCGCCUAGCCGAACCGCUGGCUGAGCGGUCACUUACAUCGUACCUCUUCUAUCAGUUGAAGUUUCUCAGUCCAUCUCUACCUGUUGGAUUACGAGGCAGAAAAGGGGCCCUAUUAAGUAGUUAG
Colletotrichum lupini is the source of this 393-nucleotide messenger RNA. Its product is annotated as major facilitator superfamily transporter. The transcript has a single exon. The coding region runs from base 1 to 393 and encodes 130 amino acids. Lineage: Eukaryota; Fungi; Ascomycota; Sordariomycetes; Glomerellales; Glomerellaceae. The record is from RefSeq and is a predicted model, not a curated record.